Molecule: messenger RNA, 2346 nt
Organism: Sclerotinia borealis F-4128
Lineage: Eukaryota; Fungi; Ascomycota; Leotiomycetes; Helotiales; Sclerotiniaceae
Source: the annotation of a GenBank genome assembly
AUGGAGCAGGAUCCAGAAAUGAAGGCUGGUCCUUUUGACCUGGACCGACGUGAGCCUAGGCGGAAUAGCUUCUACUCUCGACGAUUUGUGAUGAAUGCUGUCGGAGUGAUCCUCGUUGCCGCUUUCUUAUUAUUUUCGUACAGCACCUUUACUGGUGGGUCUCUACGAAAGGAGUUUUGGAUAUGGAAAGAUGAAGAUUACGGGCAACAGCAGGAUGUUAGUUCGAAAGGAAGUCAGUAUUUACUGGGAAUUGGGAAAGCAGAUAUCACUGGCCCAGUCGUGGAGAUAAACAUGAUGGGAUAUGCAGACACCAAACAAGUUGGAUCAGGACUACGGCAACGACUCUAUUCUCGAGCUUUUAUCGUAGGCGAUGUUGAUCGGCCAGAGGACCGAUUCAUCUAUCUCGUUUUGGACACACAAUCAGGAGAUACUGCCGUUAGGUACGGGAUAUUAGAGGGCCUUGCAAAUCUUGGUAGCGAUUAUGCUUUGUAUGGACAACAGAAUGUCGCUGUGACAGGUACACAUUCCCAUUCGGGCCCUGGAGCUUGGCUGAACUAUCUAUUGCCUCAAAUUACCAGCAAAGGAUUCAGUAAACAGAGCUAUCGGGCUAUAGUAGACGGAGCUGUUUUGUCUAUCCAAAGAGCACAUACUAGCCUACAACCUGGAUAUCUUAAUGUUGGUUCGACGAAAGUCUUUGAUGCCAACAUCAAUCGGAGUUUAUAUGCCUAUUUAGCAAAUCCAAAAGAGGAAAGAGCGAAAUACAAUGCUAGCACCGAGGAUGAUGGAUCUGUCGAGAAAGACCUCACUCUGUUGAAGUUCUCGCGGGUGUCUGACGGGAAGAAUAUCGGGGUGUUGACCUGGUUUCCCACGCACGGGACUUCGAUGCUAGGAAAUAAUACCCUGAUUUCAGGGGAUAACAAAGGUGUCGCUGCAGAUCUUUUUGAAAAGAGUGUAGCUCAGGAGGAAAACGCAGCUGAAGGCUUUGUCGCAGGAUUCUCACAAGCUAAUGUUGGCGACACAAGCCCGAAUGUCCUUGGGGCUUGGUGUGAAGAUGGAUCCGGACAGCAAUGCAGCCUCGAAAACAGCACAUGUAGUGAUGGUAGAAGCCAGUACUGUCAUGCCCGUGGGCCUUACUUUCGCGUAAAAAAUAACGGAGCAUCAUCCUGCCACGAGGUUGGCAAGAGACAGUUUCAACCUGCCAAGGAUUUAUACGAUGGGACUGGCUCAAAGUUGACUGCUGUUUCGGGGUCAUCGGUGAAAUCAUUCCAUACAUUUCAAGACAUGUCCAACUUCUCCUUUCCCUUGGCCAAUGGAAGUUACGUUCAUACAUGUCCGGCUGCUUUAGGGUAUUCCUUCGCCGCUGGAACCUCUGAUGGACCAGGUGCAUUUGAUUUCACUCAAAAUGAUCCCAACGCACCAAAUGCUUCGCCCGUGUGGCGAGUUGUCUCUGGUCUCAUUAAGGCACCGAGCAAGCAGCAACAGCGUUGUCAUUACCCCAAGCCUAUUUUGCUUGAUGUUGGUGAGAUGACGACUCCCUACUUGUGGACACCCAAUGUUGUCGAUGUGCAGGUGCUCCGAGUCGGACAGUUACUUAUAAUCGUCAGUCCGGGCGAAGCAACCACAAUGUCCGGUCGUCGAUGGAAAGAAGCUAUCCAUGACUCGGCUGCAUCAACCAUCCUCUCAGAAUCAUCCUCCCCAGAACCGAUAGUUGUCAUCGGAGGCCCGGCAAAUAGCUAUACGCACUAUAUUGCCACACCCGAGGAAUACGGCAUUCAACGCUACGAAGGCGCUUCUACUCUCUACGGCCCCUACACUCUCAACGCCUUUAUCAACCUCACUCUCAGCAACCUCCCCUAUCUAAGCACAUCCUCUACCUCUCAUCCCCCGCCCGGCCCCCUCCCCCCAAAUAACGUUAACACCUCCCUCUCCUUCAUAACCGGCGUCGUCUACGACGGUCACCCCCUUUUCACUUCCUACGGGGAUGUAAAAAUCGAUGUUUCUCCCUCAUAUCCACUGUCCUCCUCCCCAAUCAUAACCGCCACAUUCAUCGGCGCCAACCCGCGCAAUAACCUGCAUCUCGAAUCCACAUAUGCAGCCAUCGAGAUGCAGAUCUCUGGUACCAAUAGAUGGCAGCGGGUGCGCGAUGAUAGCGAUUGGGGUUUAAUCUUUGAGUGGAAGAAAAUUAGCGAGAUAUUGGGGACCAGUGAGGUUCUGAUUACGUGGGAAACGGAGGAGUGGGCGCAGAAGGGUAGGUUUAGGAUUAGAUAUUUUGGAGAUUCGAAGGUGGUUGGAGGGACGAUUACGCCGUUUGAGGGGGUCAGUGGAGAGUUUGAACUUACGGAGUGA